UCGCUCUCUCUCUCUCUACCCACUCUCUCUUUCUCUUCUCUCUCCACCUACUCGCCUACUUGCACACGGAGGGAGAGAGAGGGAGGGAGAACCAACAAACACCCGUCCCCAGUUUCAUUGUCAACCCAAAUUGUCUUCCUUCACCUACCAUUUUCUUUUUCUGAUUUGCUUUCCAGUCUCCACCUUUCCUUCACAAUUUUCACUUUCGGCAAAAUUGAAAAGAAUCCAUCCUCUUCCUUUUCUUUCUAUUGGCCUUUCUGGAUCAUCGGGACCGUCCAGUAUUUUAAUUUUUUUUUUGCUUUCGUUCGCCGCUUCCGUAGAUGGCCGUCGCUCAUGACUCCAUGAACUCCGAUCGCCAGUUCCUCCAACAGAAACCCAUAAUGCACCACCACCUCGACCACCUCUCCGAUCACAAGGCCGAGUUCAAGAGGGACAUGGAGAACCUCGUUGAAUUGCUCUCUAAAUUGAACCCAUCGGCUGAGGAGUUCUUCCCCUCUUCCCACGUCGACCAUCGGUCCCAUUCGGACGACUCCGUCGAACUCAACAAGGAGUCUGCGACUAAUGUCUCCGGGAAUUUCAAAAAGAAGAGGAACGGUUACGGUUUAGGGCGGAGGUCCAAUGGAAGGUCCUCAAGAGCUCAACAAGAAGAAAGCAUCCGGAGAACCGUUUAUGUGUCGGACAUUGAUCUACAAGUGACUGAAGAGCAGCUUGCCGUCUUAUUCAGCACUUGUGGGGAGGUACUUGAUUGCCGUAUUUGUGGGGAUCCUCAUUCAGUGCUUCGAUUUGCAUUUGUAGAGUUUGCUGAUGAGAAAGGUGCAAAAGCAUCCUUAAAUCUUGCAGGGACAAUGCUGGGCUAUUAUCCAGUAAGAGUUUUACCUUCAAAAACUGCAAUCUUGCCUGUUAAUCCCACUUUUCUUCCAAAGUCUGAAGAUGAACGGGAAAUGUGUGCACGGACAGUCUAUUGUACAAAUAUUGAUAAGAAAGCUUCUCAAGCAGAUGUGAAAACUUUCUUUGAGAUGUAUUGUGGUGAGGUUUCCCGCUUGAGGCUUCUAGGUGAUCAUGUACACUCUACACGGAUUGCGUUUGUUGAGUUUGUGUCUGCAGAAAGUGCAUUGAGCGCACUGAAUCUUAGCGGAGCAAUAUUAGGAUCACUUCCAAUCAGAGUAAGUCCUUCCAAGACACCUGUAAGGCCUCGUGCAGUUCGAGCAACAACACAGUAUCAAUAGAUAGCUCAGAGAUACCAAUCAAAGUCCAUGAGGGACUCUGUUGAUGGGGUUUUUUCUUCCCAUAUUGGAGCCUUGGAGGCAGCAUCGUUUUAUUUUUGGCAGCUGGUAUUUUGUUUUAUUAGAUAACUUGUUGCUAUAUGCACUCCACAUCUCUCUCUGUCUCUCUCCUGGAAGAGGUAGCAUCAGUUGUAAUCCAUGUCAUUUCUGCAGUGUGAAUACGAUGACUUGGGUUUGAACAUCAAUGCUGAGACUAUUGGUUUGUUUCCUUCCA
Molecule: messenger RNA, 1497 nt
Organism: Nymphaea colorata (pocket water lily)
Lineage: Eukaryota; Viridiplantae; Streptophyta; Magnoliopsida; Nymphaeales; Nymphaeaceae
Product: polyadenylate-binding protein-interacting protein 9-like
Exons: 10
Coding region: 321-1226 (301 amino acids)
Molecular function (GO): RNA binding
Source: RefSeq, a predicted model, not a curated record